AUGGCGGCGGCGGCGGCGGCUCGCGGGCUGGCGGUGGCGGCGGCGUGCGGGGCCCGCGCGCUCAGGGGCGGCUGCUGCCGGCGGCUCCGGGCGGCCCCGGGCCGGGCCCUCAGCGCGGGGGCCCCGCAGCAGGGCGGGGGGGUGGGGCUGACCGAGGCGCUGCUGCAGGACAAGCUACGGCAGCACCAGCAGUCAACAGAGGGAGGAGAUGGGAAAGGCUCCAGUUCUGAUGAGCAGCAGGAGAAGAAACGGAAGGAAAAUACAGCCUAUGCCAAGAAAAUGGUGCUCCGGAUAGCAGGGCUAAUGGGAGCUGGUAGUGGGAUAGCAGUUAUCUAUAUUUUUGGUAGUAAUUCAGUGGACGAGCAAGGGGCUAAGAUCCCAGACGAAUUUGAUAAUGAUCCAGUGGUGGUUCAGCAGCUCCGAAGGACGUAUAAAUAUUUCAAAGACUAUAGGCAGAUGAUUAUAGAGCCCACCAGCCCGAAGCUGCUUCCAGACCCCCUGAAAGAACCAUACUACCAGCCUCCCUACACCCUGGUCAUCGAGCUGACAGAUGUUUUGCUCCAUCCCGAGUGGUCGCUAGUAACUGGCUGGCGCUUUAAGAAGAGACCGGGCAUCGACAGUCUGUUUCAGCAACUGGCGCCGCACUAUGAAAUAGUCAUCUUUACGUCGGAGACGGGCAUGACGGCAUUCCCCCUUAUUGACAGCGUGGACCCUCAUGGAUUCAUCUCCUAUCGGCUUUUCCGAGAUGCCACCCGUUACAUGGAUGGACACCACGUUAAGGAUAUUUCCUGCCUGAACAGAGACCCCGCCAAGGUGGUGGUGGUGGACUGCAAGAAGGAGGCAUUCCGCCUGCAGCCCUUCAACGGCAUGGCGCUGAAGAAAUGGGACGGCAGCUCCGACGACAGGACGCUCUUCGACCUCGCCGCCUUCCUGAAGACUAUUGCCUUGAGCGGGGUCGAGGAUGUCAGGACGGUGCUGGAGAACUACUCGAUGGAGGACGACCCGCUGGAAGCGUUCAAACGCAGGCAGUCUCAGCUGGAGCAGGAGGAACAGCAGUGGCUCGCCGACCUGUCCAAGAACAAGAAGCAGCAGCUUUUCCUGGGCUCCCUGGCAAGCCGGCUAUGGCCUCGGUCCAAGCAACAGUGACUCUCUCCUGUGCAGCCCCACCCGCUUGUGGACCAUCAGAGCAGCGUGGUCUGGGGGGGUGAGGUUCCAGCAAUGGCGUCCCAUCUACAAGGCCUGCAGAACUGCCUUCAGACGUAGCCCUUUCCAGACCCCCUCUGCGGGGUGGAGAGCCGGCCGGCAGAGAUUCCCACACCGGCUCUACGGUGGCCUAGUGGGGCCUGUGUGUCUACAGAGAAAUGGACUUACCUCAGUACAAAUAAAAGGAGGGUGGGGAGGGUCAGUCCCUAAUUAGCUUCUAGAUCUCACCCCCCUCUGUAUCGUGUUUCCUUCAGACGAGAGAGAGGACCGUGCUGCUCCUGUUGGCGUGUAUGAAACCCAUGGUACGCACGCCUCAAAUAAAGGGUCAUCUUUCUA
This is a messenger RNA of Malaclemys terrapin pileata, 1539 nucleotides long. It is a transcript of the gene TIMM50, whose product is annotated as translocase of inner mitochondrial membrane 50. Gene Ontology annotation, molecular function: phosphoprotein phosphatase activity. The record is from RefSeq and is a predicted model, not a curated record. NCBI's taxonomy places the organism in Eukaryota, Metazoa, Chordata, Testudines, Emydidae. Bases 1 to 1146 code for a protein of 381 amino acids. The transcript is spliced from 11 exons.